AUGCACUCAGAAUCAGAGCGAGAGCUUGCGCAUAUUCUCCUUGUUGAGUUGUUGGCGCAUCAGUUUGCAUAUCCUGUACGAUGGAUUGAAACCCAAAAUGCCAUCCUUGACGAGUUCAAGGCUGAAAGGAUUGUAGAAGUUGGGCCAACAAAUAUUCUCACAAACAUGAUGAAGAGAACGUGGCGCCAUAAAAAUGAAGUUUCCGAUGAAGUCCAAGGACUCCGCCGCCGUAUAUUGGAUCCCGAAGCAGACUUAUCGGAGAUAUACUAUCAAAUUGGCGUGCCGGAAACUGCAGAAGCUGACGCAGAGACUCCUGAUAUGGUCACGAUAGGCAACCUUGAAACUUGUCAAGAUGAUUCACUUAGCACCCCUCAACUACAGUCAAUAUCACAUUCGGAGGUUAAGGACAUAAUGACAGUAGAGCAACAAUCGCAGUUUGAGGACGCAUCAUUGCCGGUGUCGGCCGUGGUUCUCACGCUUAUAGCCACUAAAUUAAAGAAGCCUCGGGAGACUUUAGACCAGACUAAGUCAAUUAAUCAACUUGUAACCGUAGGGCGUUCCACUCUCGCCAAUGAGAUUAUUGGUGACCUUCAUACAGAGUUCCCAAAUCAGCUUCCUGAUCGUGCAGAGGAGCAGCGCCUUGUAGAUCUGUUUGAAGUUUUACGUAAGGGGCACACUGGAACUUUAGGAAAGAAGACUUCGGCGCUGGUCGCCAACUUCAUCUCUGCCAAGUUGCCAGGAAGCUUCAGUCAAUCACGAGUACGAGAUCAUUUAGGCAAGCAAUUCGGGCUAGGCCCGAUGCGCCAGGAUGCUGUUCUGCUUCUAGCCCUAGCUGAAAGGCUUGAUGCACGUCUCGCUUCUGAGGAUGCGGCGAGAACGUUUUUUGAUGAGAUAACUACGAUAUAUCUGAAGCAGGAGGGCCUGUCGCUUCCUAGCAAAAGCUCAUCUUCAGCUACGGGGAAGAUUGUGCAAUUUGACCAAAAAGCUCUUGAAGUUCUCAAUGAGAGAAGUAAUGAAUUACUACACGAUAUAAAUGCUGUCAUUUUGCAGCACCUCCCUGAAAGCAGUAUGAAUAGCACAGAAAAUUCGAAACCUGGCGAAGACAAAGCAGUAUUGGAUGAGCUUGACUUAUGGCGCAGCGAGCAUGGCGAAAAUUACGCUGAAGGCAUCAAACCAAUCUUCGAUAUCAGGAAGCAACGGUUUUAUGACUCAUACUGGAACUGGUGUUCACGAGACAUCGCUCUUUUGUUCGACCUAGCGAAGGAGCCUAGGUCGCACAAUGCCGCGUUGAUUGAGGAGCUUACAACUUCCAUCAUAAAUCGCACAUGCGAGCGUUCUAUUGCCCAGAUCCAAUAUCUUUGCUCCAAAACUCAUGGAGAAAAGAACUACUUGGGCCGCAUCAUGAGGUUUUGCCUACAGGCGAGCAUUUCAUCGAAAAGCCGAGACCCAGUAUUCAUGGACAACUCACCCGACUUGGCACCUCUCACUACAAUCGACGACGAAGGAAAUAUCAAGUACUGUGAGAUACAACGCAACCAACCAGCCAAGACUCGAAAGUCGUCUAUUCCGCAGAUGCCUUAUUCUGUAGGGACAUAUGAUCACGGUACCUUGACAAUGUCUGACAGACUCACCUCGGCAUAUGCUGAAGACAUUGAUGCAGCACGUCACUCUGGUUUUACCUUUAGGGGACGAAACAUCUUGCUUACUGGCGCUGGUCAAAACUCUAUUGGCUUCAGCCUUUUGAAGUAUCUGCUUCAAGGAGGUGGGAGAGUCACAGUUACUACAAGCACUUAUUCUCCUGACGCCACCAGGAUGUACCAGGCCAUCUACUCCCGUCAUGGAGCAAAAGAUUCAGCUCUGAGAGUUUUACCAUUCAACCAAGGCAGUCAAAAAGAUGUGAAAGAUCUAUCUAAUCAUUUGAUUGACGAAUGGGAUCCAGAUUUCAUUAUUCCAUUUGCUGCUAUAUCCGAGAACGGCCGCGAUCUAGAAGGAUUGGAUUCGAAAUCGGAAAUAGCUCACAGAUUGAUGCUCACAAACCUCUUACGUUUGCUCGGUGCCAUAGCCAGAAAUAAGCGCUCCAGGGGCAUAACAACAAGACCAGCCACUGUCGUUCUUCCGCUGUCUCCAAAUCAUGGGUUGAUGGGCAACGACGGCCUUUACGCAGAGUCGAAGCGGGGCCUGGAGUCACUCCUCUCGAAAUGGAAAUCCGAAACAUGGGGCGACUAUCUAUCCAUGCUAGGAGUCAUCAUCGGUUGGACUCGUGGAACGGGCCUGAUGGACGAGAAUGACAUUGUUGCCGAAGGCGUUGAGAACAUGGGCGCACGAACGUUUUCCAAGGACCAAAUGGCUGCCCUUAUUGCCACUCUCUUGGGAGGUAGAAUAAAUGUCGCCUGUCAAUCCAUCCCUCUUGUCAUUGAUAUUGGCGGAGGUUUGGGCAAAGUUGUUGACUUGAAGGAAAAGUUGACAGCUAUUCGUCGAGAUCUUCGCGACGAAGCUGACAUUCGAAGAGCGAUAAUGGACGAGGAGCGCCAAGAAUCCACCAUCACCGGCUAUGACGACGUCAGCCAGAAACCCAAGUUAUUGUCUCCCAAAGCGAACAUACGAAUACAGCUUCCUACGCUCCCUGACUGGGAUCGAGAUUUAUCACCACUUGCAGUUUCACUCGAAGGCAUGGUUGAUCUUAGCCGAACAGUCGUGAUUACAGGCUUUGCCGAACUUGGGCCUUGCGGAAACAGUAGGACCAGGUGGGAAAUGGAAGCACACAGCGUCCUAUCAGUGGAGGGUUGCAUUGAAAUGGCCUGGAUGAUGGGAUUGAUCAAACACGACAGAUCAAUAGUAUAUGGCGGUCAGUCCUGGAGUGGAUGGAUUGACACCAAGACAAAAGAACCGGUUGAGGAGAGCGAUAUCUUUCCGCGGUACAUGGGUUUGAUUCUCGAGCAUACAGGUAUAAGGAAGAUCGAGCCCGCCAUUUGCGACAACAAAUAUGACCCGGAAAGAAAAACCAUUGUUCAAGAAGUAGAGCUAACCAAGGAUCUACCGCCAUUUGAAUCUUCGUCCGAAGUGGCCCAAUAUUUCAAGCUUCAACAUGGGGUCAAAGCUGUGAUCAGCGAGACGAAUUCAGGGUUGUUCACAGUCCAGCUGAAAGCUGGAUCCAAGGUUCUCCUUCCGAAAUCCAGUGCUUUUAAUCGCACUGUCGCUGGUCAAAUUCCAACUGGAUGGUCAGCCAAGCGGUACGGCAUUGAAGAUGACAUCAUUGAGCAGGUCGACCCUGUUACUCUUUUCAGUUUGGUUUGCACAGUCGAAGCACUUUUGUCAUCGGGAAUUGUCGAUCCGUAUGAGCUAUAUGAGCAUAUUCAUCUGUCCGAAGUUGGCAACUGCAUAGGAUCGAGCAUGGGCGGCCUGUCUUCUUUGAGGAGGAUGCACCGCGAUCGAUUCCUUGAUAAACCUGUCCAAGGAGAUAUUCUCCAGGAAACUUUCAUUAAUACGACAGGGGCUUGGAUCAACAUGCUUCUUACGUCUUCGACUGGUCCUAUCAAGACACCUGUUGGGGCUUGCGCUACAUCCUUGGAGUCACUCGAUACAGGCUAUGAUCUGAUAGUGGCGGGCAAAGCCAAGGUCUGCAUUGUCGGAGGUGUUGAGGACUUUGUCGAAGAUGUUUCCUAUGAGUUUGGUAGCAUGAACGCUACUUGUGACACUGACAAAGAGUUCGCUGCUGGGAGAAGUCCGGCUGAAAUGUCACGUCCCACGGCGGCCUCGAGGAGCGGAUUUGUCGAGUCGCAAGGGUGCGGUAUACAAAUCUUGACAACCGCUGAGCUGGCCCUUGAAAUGGGGCUUCCGAUCUUUGGUGUAGUUGCCCAUACGAGCAUGGCCGCCGAUAGGGUGGGCCGCUCAGUGCCAGCGCCGGGCAGAGGUGUUCUCACCAAUGCUCGAGAAUCAAAUUUAGGACGGAAGUACAUGACACCUUCGCCUUUACUUGACAUGGGAUAUCGGCGCCGACUCUUAAACAUGAGGCUUGAGCAGGUGAACGACAAUUUUCAAACGAACUUGGACCUCAUGGAGCACGAGAUUCGCUACAUCAAGGAGAUGGGGACAGAAGGCUUCGACGAGGAGCAGUAUCGACGUGACAACAUCGCCACCUUUGAUGAUGACCUCAAAAAGCAAGAAGCUGACUUGAGGUUCGCCUUGGGAAACAAUUUCUGGAAGAGCGAGAAGCAGAUCGCACCUAUCCGGGGCAGCUUGGCAACCUGGGGGUUAGGCAUUGACGAUCUGACGGUUGCAUCCAUGCAUGGAACAUCGACAGUUAAAAACGACCUGAACGAGGCAUCAGUACUUCAAGAGCAAAUCAAGUACCUUGGGAGACAAGAGGGAAAUCUCUUGCCGUGCGUGUGUCAGAAAUGGCUCACGGGUCAUUCAAAGGGAGCUGCUGGUGCCUGGAUGCUGAAUGGAGCUCUGCAAAUGAUGGAUUCAGGUCUCAUACCCGGCAACCGCAAUGCUGACAAUAUCGACACAGAGUUACGCCAAUACAGCUUGCUCCACUUCCCUAACAUGACAAUCAAGUCAGAAGACAUCAAGGCCUGUUCUGUUACCUCGUUCGGAUUUGGGCAGAAAGGAUCCCAGGCCAUUCUCGUCCACCCCAAGUUUCUAUUCGCAACAGUUUCUUCCACGACUUACCACGAUUAUGGUAUCAAGAGAAACGAGAGAUCAAAUAAAGCCAACAGACACUUCAACUAUGGGCUGCUACACGAACGUAUUGUCAACACGAAGACCUCACCGCCAUACCAGACUGAUGGUGAAUCUGAGGCUUUGCUCGACCCAGUCACUCGUUUCUUUACUAAGUAG
This is a messenger RNA of Colletotrichum truncatum, 4839 nucleotides long. Its product is annotated as fatty acid synthase subunit alpha reductase. Gene Ontology annotation, cellular component: fatty acid synthase complex. Gene Ontology annotation, molecular function: 3-oxoacyl-[acyl-carrier-protein] synthase activity; fatty acid synthase activity; 3-oxoacyl-[acyl-carrier-protein] reductase (NADPH) activity. Gene Ontology annotation, biological process: long-chain fatty acid biosynthetic process. NCBI's taxonomy places the organism in Eukaryota, Fungi, Ascomycota, Sordariomycetes, Glomerellales, Glomerellaceae. The record is from RefSeq and is a predicted model, not a curated record.